GUUCUUUUGAGCACAGUGCAGUGCUAUGUGCAUUCAGCUGCUGAAUGAUUCGGCAUUGCUUGCGACCGUACAUCAAGCUUCAUGUUGGGAAGCUACGGAUUGCACUUUGCACCAGGAUGUGCAGCAGCAUCGAAGACCCUUACAAGAUCUUAGGAGUCCAUCCAGGUUCUUCCGCGGAGGAGGUAAGAGCUGCUUAUCUCAAAGCUGCAGUCCAGACGCAUCCAGAUUCAACUGGAAGCAGAGAGGCCCACAAUGCUGACGAAGCCUUCCGCAGAGUCUCAGAAGCUUACCAGCGCUUGCGAUCGCGCAACAAAGGAAAGCGUCCGAAGACCCGCAUGUCUGGCAGUCAAAAUGGGCGGCCACCAUUCAGCUCUAUAAAUGAUGAGCAAGCAGAGAAGCUCUUUCAAGCUGCCUUCAGCGGAAGGGGUGUUGAUGAAAUGCUUGAUGUGGAGCUGGCUCGGUUCAACAUCAAGCCAGGAGUGCAUGCCGCAGCUGUCAAGGAAGGCAUCUAUGCGCGGCUCCUUCGUGCAGCGCAAGCAGCAUCACAAUUAGCGCCAGCGCAGGGUGGUCAGGCUGAAAGAUAUCCCAUGGCAACAUGCCACGAUCAUUGGCCUCGCCUAGAAGUUCAGAGGGAGACCCUGCUGGGUGAUGAUGGAAUGCGGCGACUCCGCAUCCGGACGAUCACGAGAUGGCCAAAUGGCCGCAAGGAGGAACACACCGUGGAAAAGCCUGUGUACAGACUCUAGUGAGACAGGGCAUUCCUUGUCCUGGUGGUCACUGCAAAGCAGGUUGACAUCAAGGGACUAUGCCUUUAUCCGAGAUUGCACGCAUCAAGAGAUGGGAUGGAUGACCCAUCAUUUUCCAAUGUCAUUGGUCGGCCACACUUGGGUUGCAUGAUGUUGCAUGUCAUAUUCUGAAUUUGGUCACG
Messenger RNA from Cladocopium goreaui, 928 nucleotides. The record is from the annotation of a GenBank genome assembly. Lineage: Eukaryota; Dinophyceae; Suessiales; Symbiodiniaceae.